Messenger RNA from Mandrillus leucophaeus (drill), 941 nucleotides. RefSeq names its product casein alpha s1 (gene CSN1S1). Lineage: Eukaryota; Metazoa; Chordata; Mammalia; Primates; Cercopithecidae. Bases 7 to 534 code for a protein of 175 amino acids. Gene Ontology annotation, cellular component: extracellular region. The transcript is spliced from 15 exons. The record is from RefSeq and is a predicted model, not a curated record. Gene Ontology annotation, biological process: response to estradiol; response to progesterone; response to dehydroepiandrosterone.
AUCACCAUGAAGCUUCUCAUUCUCACCUGUCUUGUGGCUGUUGCUCUUGCCAGGCCUAAACUUCCUCUUAGAUACCCAGAACUCCUUCAGAAUCCAUCAGAGAGCAGUGAGCCUAUACCAUUAGAAUCAAGAGAGGAAUACAUCAAUGGUAUGAACAGGCAGAGAAAAGUUCUGAGAGAAAAACAGAGUGAUGAAAUCAAGGAUACUAGGAAUGAGUCAAUUGAGAACCAUGUUAUGGCAGAGUCUGAGAAGACGGAAUCUAGCAUCAGUUCAUCAAGUGAGGAAAAUUCUCUCAGUAAGUCUGCGGAACAGUUUCGUAGAAUGAACGAAUACAACCAACUUCAGCUGCAAGCUGCCCAUGCCCAGGAACAAAUUCGCAGAAUGAGUGAAAACAGCCAUGUCCAAGUGCCUUUCCAGCAGCUCAGCCAACUUGCUGCCUACCCCUAUGCUGUUUGGUACUAUCCACAAAUCGUGCAGUAUGUUCCUUUCCCACCAUUUUCCGACAUCUCCAAUCCCAUCGCUCCUGAGAAUUAGGAAAAAACUAACGCCAUGCUACAAUGGUGAUAUGACUGAAAAGUUCAUUCUCUGAAUUUCUCCUCUCAUGAAAAACCAUCUUAUCUGAAGACUUGACUGUUGUUUUAGAAUAGUAAAAUCCCAUAUUGAAGGAAAUUGUUCUUUUUGAGUUAUCUACUUAAUAGCAUAUCAUUCUUUUUCUUAAGCUAAAUUUUCCUAGAGAGUUUCUUGUCCAAAUUUCAGUUGUAUCGUGCCAUAUGGAGGGCACCUAAUCAGAGGGUAUUAAAGUCCUUACUAAGUUUCUCUAGUGGACUUUUUGUUUAAAAGAUCUUUGAAUUGUCAAUUCUGUAAGUGCCAUCAUUUAAAAUAAUUUUAUGCAGUGACAGAGAUUGUUUUCUUUUUCCUUUUCAAUAAAUUACACUUUAAGG